AUUUUAGGUCCAGAUGCUGCACUUAAUGAGAAUUUUAGGACAAAAUGAUGAUGAAGUCAGUGAAGCAAUGAAUGAUAUUUUGGCACAGGUGGCAACAAAUACAGAUACCAGCAAAAAUGCAGGGAAUGCAAUUUUAUAUGAAACAGUAUUGACAAUAAUGGAUAUCAGAUCAGAAAGUGGCUUGCGGGUUCUUGCUGUGAACAUCCUUGGUAGAUUUUUGUUAAAUAGUGACAAGAACAUUCGCUAUAUUGCUAUGACAUCCCUGCUAAAGAUGGUGCAGACAGACCAUAAUGCAGUCCAGCGACACAGAGGAACAAUUGUUGACUGUCUCAAAGACACUGAUGCUUCUGUCAAGAGGCGUGCUCUUGAUCUGACCUUUGCCUUAAUUAAUGGCCACAAUAUCCGUUCAAUGAUUAAGGAGCUGCUUCAGUUUCUUGACCACUGUCCUGCAGAGCUCCGCUCAGACUGUGCUUCUGGAAUUUUUCUUGCAGCAGAGAAAUAUGCACCAUCUAAGCGUUGGCAUAUAGAUACCAUCCUCAGAGUACUUACAACGGCAGGAAGCUAUGUUCGGGAUGAAACGGUUCCUAAUUUGAUCCAGCUGAUCACAAAUACUUCUGAGCUGUACGCAUACACCGUUCAUAAGUUAUAUCAGGCAGUAUUAGCUGACAUUUCCCAGCAACCUCUAGUGCAGGUAGCUGCAUGGUGCAUAGGUGAAUAUGGGGAGUUUCUUCUUUCAGGAACAUGUGAAGAAGAAAAAACUGUCAAGGUGACAGAGGAUGAUAUGCUUGAUGUUUUAGAAAUAAUUCUGCAAUCCCACAUGUCAUCUCCAGCUACACGGGGAUAUGCUCUCACCUCUUUGAUGAAGCUGAGUACCCGUAUUAGUGACAAUGUGGAUCGAAUCCGGAAAAUUGUAUCCAUCUAUGGUAGCUGUAUUGAUGUGGAACUACAGCAGAGAGCCAUUGAGUAUAACACACUUUUUAAAAAGUAUGAUCAUAUGAGAGUGGCUGUCCUGGAGCGUAUGCCAGUAAUUGAAAAGAACUCUCAAGUCUGUUCUGAUAAGAGCACAAAAGUAUCAAAUGAUGAAAACAAGCCACUUAGCCUCUCAAAGCCAAAUCAGACUGAAGUUAAAAUUCAGAAUGCAGCAAACCAGCAAACAGUUGAUCUUCUGGACUUAAUUGGAAUAUCAGAUCCCUCUCCAGCACCAGUAGUACAAAAUAACCAAGAAAAGAUGGUAGGAGGAGAGCUCCUGGACUUGUUGGGUGGCAUCAACUUUGGAGAAAUACCCUCAAUCACUGCAUAUAAUAAGAACGGACUGACCGUUGAAUUCUUCUUUGAGAAAGUGGGCAAUAAUGAAUUGUCAAUACAAUUAAAAGCUAAAAAUGCCACAGCUAAGGAUAUGAAGGAAUUUAUUCUUCAAGCUGCUGUUCCAAAAAACAUCCUGAUCCAUCUACAGGCCCCAAGUGGAAGUGUGCUGCCUGCUCUUUGCAGUGGAUGCGUUUCCCAGACAAUCCUUAUCAGCAAUCCAAACAAA
Messenger RNA from Polypterus senegalus (gray bichir), 1531 nucleotides. RefSeq names its product AP-1 complex subunit gamma-1-like. The record is from RefSeq and is a predicted model, not a curated record. The annotation marks the transcript as partial. Gene Ontology annotation, cellular component: AP-1 adaptor complex; membrane coat. Lineage: Eukaryota; Metazoa; Chordata; Cladistia; Polypteriformes; Polypteridae. Gene Ontology annotation, molecular function: clathrin-cargo adaptor activity. Gene Ontology annotation, biological process: Golgi to vacuole transport; receptor-mediated endocytosis; intracellular protein transport. The transcript is spliced from 14 exons.